Molecule: messenger RNA, 5495 nt
Organism: Diceros bicornis minor
Lineage: Eukaryota; Metazoa; Chordata; Mammalia; Perissodactyla; Rhinocerotidae
Gene: TCOF1
Product: treacle ribosome biogenesis factor 1
Exons: 30
Coding region: 33-5000 (1655 amino acids)
Molecular function (GO): protein binding
Source: RefSeq, a predicted model, not a curated record
GCAGGUGAGACGACUGGCCUGGGGUCGCUGGCAUGGCCGAGGCCAGGAAGCGGCGGGAGCUGCUUCCCCUGAUCUACCAGCAUCUGCUGCAGGCGGGCUACGUGCGCGCGGCGCGGGAAGUGAAGGAGCAGAGCGGCCAGAAAAGUUUCCUGACUCAGCCUGUAACCCUUCUGGACAUCUACACACACUGGCAACAAACCUCGGAGGUUGGCCGGAAGCGGAAAGCAGAGGAAGAUGCAGCGCUGCAGGCCAAGAAGAGCCGUGUGUCAGACCCCAUUAGCAGCUCGGAGAGCUCGGAAGAGGAGGAGGAGGAGGCAGAAGCCAAAACCUCCAAAGCCACCCCAAGACUAGCGUCUACCAACUCCUCAGUUGUGGGGAAAGUUUUGCCUUCAAGCAUGAAAGAAAAAGCCAAGGCAGAGACCAAGAAAGCCAGCAAGACGGUGAACUCCACACCACACCCUGCCUCUGGGAAGGCAGUGGCCCACCUCCUCUCUGGGAAGUCCCCCAGGAAAUCAGCAGGGCCCUUGACAAAUAUCAUCCUGGUCUCAGAAACUGAGGAGGAAGGCAGCGUCCCGGCCCUUGGAACCACUGCCAAGCCUGGAAUGGCAUCAGCAGGCCAGGUGGACAGCUCCAGUGAGGACACCUCCACCUCGAGCGAUGAAACAUACGUGGAGGUGAAACCCUCAGUAAAACCACCCCAGGUCAAAGCCUCGCCAGCCCCUGCCAAGGAGUCUCCAGGGAGAAGGGCAGCCCCAACCCCUGGGAAGGCGGGGAAUGUGACACCCCAAGUCAGAGGAGGUGCCGUGACCCCAGCCAGCAGUGCCAAGAAGCCAGAAGAGGACUCGGAGAGCAGCGAGGAGGAAUCUGAGAGUGAAGAGGGGGCCCCUGCGGAGAAACCCAGCCAGGGGAAGGCCUCGGAGAAAACUGUCUUGGCCAGAGCUGCCUCGGGUCCUGCCAAGGGGACCCCUGGGAAAGGAGCCACCCCAGCACCCCCUGGGAAGGCAGGGCCUGUAGCUGCCCAGGCCAAGGCAGGGAGGCCAGAGGAGGACUCGGAGAGCAGCAGCGAGGAGGAGUCGGACAGUGAGGAAGAGACACCGGCUGCCAAGACCCCACUUCAGCCCUCAGGGAAGACCUCCCAGGUCAAAGCUGUCUCAGUCCCCGCCAAGGAGUCUCCAAGGAAAGGCACCGUCGCAGCACCCUCUGGCAAGGCAGGGCCCGCGGCUGCCCAGGCCAAGGCAGGGAGGCCAGAGGAGGACUCGGAGAGCAGCAGCGAGGAGUCAGACAGUGAGGGGGAGGUGCCAGCAGCCGUGCCUCCAACCUCGAGCUCAGCUCAGGCGAAGCCCUUGGGGAAGAACUCCCAGGUCAGAGCCGCCUCGGCUGUGGGCUUGGGGCCCUCAGGGAAGGGUGCCGUCCCAGGACCCCCUGGGAAGGCAGCGUCUACAGCCACCUUGGCCCAGGUGGGGAAGCGGGAGGAGGACUCGGAGAGCAGCAGCGAGGAGGAGUCCGACAGCGAGGGGGAGGCGCCAGCCGCCGUUGCCCCAGCCCAGGCAAAGUCCUCUGGGAAAAUCCUCCAGGUCAAAUCUGCCACAGGUCCUGCCAAGGGGCCGCCUCAGAAGGCAGGGCCUGCAGCCACCCAGAUCAAGGUCGAAAAGUCCAAGGAAGACUCAGAGAGCAGCGAGGAAGAGUCGGACAGUGAGGAGGAGAUGCCCGCAGCCAUGACUCCAGCCCAGACAAAACCAGCUAUAAAAACUCCUCAGCCCAAGGCCUCCCCAAGAAAGGGCACCCCCGUAACUCCCACAAAUGCCAAGGUCCCCCCAGUGCGAGUGGGCACACCAGCCCCCUGGAAAGCAGGAGCAGCAACUUCGCCAGCCUGUGCGUCAUCCCCAGCUGUGGCCAGGGGUGCCCAGAGGCCAGAGGCAGACUCUUCAAGCAGCGAGGAGUCAGAGAGUGAGGAGGAGAAAGCUCCUGCCACAGCAGCUGGACAGGUGAAGUCUGUGGGGAAAAACCCCCCAGUGAAAGCUGCCUCAGCACUCACCAAGGCGCCCUCAGGGCCAGGGACCACCCCAGCACUCCCUGGGAAGGCAGGGCCUGCGGUGGCCCAGGUCAAGGCUGAGGCGCACGAUGACUCGGGGAGCAGUGAGGAGGAGUCGGACAGUGAGGAGGCGGCAGCGACUCCAGCACAGGUGAAGGCCUCAGUGAAAACUCCUCAAACCAAAGCCAGCCCAGCUUCUGCCAGAGCGGCUUCAGCCAAAGGGGCAGCGUCAGCUCCCGGAAAAGUGGUCACUGCAGCUGCUCAAGCCAAACAGGGGUCCCCAGCCAAGGUGAAGCCACCAGCAAGAACCCCCCAGAGCCGUGCCAUCUCGGGGAGGGGCCAGGUGGCUGUGCCAGCUGGGGGAAAGGCAGUGGCCGCAGCAGCCCAGGCCCAGCCAGGGCCAGUCAGGGGCCCAGAGGAGGACUCGGAGAGCAGUGAGCAAGAGUCGGACAGUGAGGGGGAGGCGCCUGCUCAGGCAAAGCCCUCAGGGAAGACCCCCCAGGUCAGAACUGCUUCAGCCCCCACUAAGGGGUCCCCCAAGAAAGGGGCCGCCCCAGCACCCCCUGGGAGGACAGGACCCACAGCCACCCAGGUGGGGAAGCAGGAGGAGGACUCGGAGAGCAGCAGCGAGGAGGAGUCAGACAGUGAGAGGGACGCGCCUGCUCAGGCGAAGCCCUCAGGGAAGACUCCUCAGGUCAGAACUGCCUCAGCCCCCACCAAAGGGUCCCCCAAGAAAGGGGCAGCCCCAGCACCCCCUGGGAAGACAGGACCCGCAGCCACCGGACCCACAGCCACCCCAGCAGGGAAGCGGGAGGAGGAUUUGGAGAGCAGUGAGGAAGAGUCGGACAGCGAGGGGGAGGCACCUGCUCAGGCAAAGCCCUCAGGGAAGAUCCCCCAGGUCAGAACUGCCUCAGCCCCCACCAAGGGGUCCCCCAAGAAAGGGAUUGCCCUAGCACCCCCUGGGAAGACGGGACCCACAGCCACCGGACCCACAGCCACUCAGGCAGGGAAGCGAGAGGAGGACUCGGAGAGCAGCAGCGAGGAGUCAGACAGUGAGGGGGACGCGCCUGCUCAGGUGAAGCCCUCAGGGAAGACUCCCCAGGUCAGAACUGCCUCAGCCCCCACCAAGGGGUCCCCCAAGAAAGAGGUUGCCCCCGCACCCCCUGGGAAGACGGGAUCCACAGCCACCCAGGCGGGGAAGCAGGAGGAAGAAUCAGAGAGCAGCAGCGAGGAAGAGUCAGACAGCAAGGGGGCAGUGCCAGCAGCUGUGACACCAGCCCAGAAGGAAGGUAACUCCCAAACUGUCCGAAGCAAGACCCUGGCCCCAGUACUCCCGGAGAAGAAGGCAGAGUCGUCGUCAGAGAGCAGUGACGAGGAGCUGCCGGCAAGCCAGGUGAUUAAACCCCCUCUGAUUUUUGUCGACCCUAAUCGUAGUCCAGCUGGGCCAGCUGCUACCCCCGCGCAAGCCCAGGCUGCAGGCGCCCCAAGGAAGGCCCGGGCCUCGGAGAGCACAGCCAGGAGCUCCUCCUCAGAAAGCGAGGAUGAGGACGUGGUCCCCGCUACGCAGUGCUUGACUCCUGCCAUUAGAACCAACGUGGUGACCAUACCCACGGCCCACCCAAGGACAGCCCUCAGAGCUGGCGCUGUUGGGGCCAGCAGUGGUGAGGAGUCCAGUCGGGUGUCAGAAGGCAAGAAGCAGGAGGCAUCAGUCACCCAGGUGACAAAGAAGAACCCAGCUGACCUCCCGCUGACCCAGGCCGCCCUGAAGGUCCUUGCCCAGAAAGCCAGUGAGGCCCAGCCUCCUGCUGCCAGGACCCCGUCUUCAAGUGGGGUUGACAGUGCUCUGGGCACACUCCCUGUGACGAGUCCCCAGAGCACCCCUGUUCCGGCCAAAGUGACCAACAAGCCCAGAAAGCCCAAGGUUCCUGAGGUCCGGCGGGCCUUGGCCACUCCCUUGGGACACUCCAAAGCCAAGGCCUCUGGACCCUCGGAUGACAGCGAGGACAGCAGUGGCAGCUCUUCAGGGAGCAAGGAGGAUGCUGAGGGGCCCCAUAACCUGGUAGGUGCAGCCCCCUCCAGGAGGGAGACCUUGGUGGAGGAGACCACAGCAGAGUCCAGCGAGGAUGAGGUGGUGGCGCCUUCCCAGUCUCUCCUCUCAGGUUAUGUGACCCCUGGGCUGACUCUGGCCAAUUCCCAGGCUUCAAAGGCCAUUCCCAGGCCAGACUCCAACCCUUCAGUUUCCUCUAUUCCGGCCACCAAAGAUGCCCCAGACGGCAAGCGAGAAAUGGAGCCCCAACAAGCAGCAGCCACCAUGUCCCCUCAAACAGGCAGAAGGGAGGCUAGCACCACACCUCAGAAGACCCGGAAGCCCAGGAAGGGGGCUGGGAGCCCCCAAGCCUCAACGCUGGCACUGCAGAGUGACAUCACCCGCCGCCUCCUGAGCGAGCCCUGGCCCCUGAACGAGGCCCAGGUCCAGGCCUCGGUGGUGAAGGUCCUGACGGAGCUGCUGGAGCAGGAGAGGAAGAAGGCCGUGGAUGCCGCCAAGGAGAGCAGCAGGAAGGGCCAGGUGGGCCGCAAGCGGAAGCUGUCGGAAGACCAGCCGGCCGCCAGGACCCCCAAGAGCAAGAAGAAGAAGCAGCUGGCGGCCGGGGAAGGUGGGGAGGCUGCUGUUUCCCCAGAAAAGGCCCCCAGGACUCUCAAGGGAAAGUCCAAGAGAGACCGAGCAAGUGGUGACAUCAAGGAGAAGAAGGAGAAGCCAGAAGGGGAGCCGGGGACGGUGGAGGUUGAGGAUGGAGACCCAGGCAACACGAAGAGCAAGAAGGAGAAGAGGAGAUCCGACAAGAGAAAAAAGGACAAGGAAAAAAAGGAAAAGAAGAAGAAAGCGAAAAAGGCCUCAACCAAAGCCCCUGACGUACUAACCCAGAAGAAAAAGAAGAAGAAGAAGAAGACAGCAGAGCAGACUGUCUGAGGGCGCAAGGUGGGAUUUCUCUGCCAAGUGGUGACCAGCCCCAUGCCUCUGCCCUCUGCCCACCAUGGGUUGGUUGAAUUUUUAACUUCCCCUCCCUCCCCAGAAGAAGACGGCUAGCCGCAGUGUCUGUGCUGGCUGAGCCGGUGAGCCCUGCAGAGAGGCUGCUCCAGGAAGAGGAGGUGCACCCAGCUCCCGUGACCUCCACUCACUGGCCCCCUGCCUCCUGUUCCAACAGAACGCCUCGUAGAGAUGUGUACAGUAUAUAUAUUUUUUUAAGUGACCUGCCCCUCCCCCCUCCAGCCCAACAUGCCCAGAGGCCUCCGGACUUGCCACCUCUUUGCCCUGCAGACCCAGUGAGGCCCAGCCUGUGGCUCCUUCCAUGUCCUUGGUCUCCAGCUGAUGCUGAGGCUUUGUCCUCCAUUUGUCAGUUUUUCUGCAUUUUGUUCGUGGUUUUUUUGUAAGAACUCAGAAAAUAAAAGACUCGAAGGAAGGGUA